AGCUACAAUUCUGCACAGCAAUGAAGAUACCAAGUACAGCGAGCAUCGGGCUGGACCUGGGCGCAGGCAAGUGUUGUGUUGCCAGCGUACGCGCUGGAGCGGUGACGGUGUUGCCAAACGCUCAUGGCGACAAGACCACUCCGAGUUUUGUUGCCUUCACAGACUCCCGCAGCCUCGUGGGCAGCGAUGCCAGGGACCAGGCGGCGCUCAACGCCACCAACACCGUCUAUGGCGUCAAGACCGUCCUCGGCAGGAGAUUUAAUAAGAAUCAGAAAAAAGAGUCGUUAUAUUCAAAUUGUGAUAACCAAAAACCGCCGAAGCUAAGUCGUCUGGAUGAUGCAGUCAGCCGUGCCUUGCUACCUUAUCUUCAUGUAUUUCCAACAACCGAGGACGGGUCGCCUGUCUUUAAAGUCAAGUACAGGAAUGAAAAUAAAGGACUACGCCUUGAGGAAAUAACGGCUCUGCUGAUCUCUAAAAUGAAGUCUGGAGCAGAAGAUCACUUCGGAAGUACGGUCACAAACGCCGUCAUUUCAGUGCCUGUAAAUUUCAGCAACGCACAGCGACAUGCCACUCUUGAUGCCGCCUGCAUCGCCGGCCUCAAGGAAGUCACACUGGUCAAUUCGACCACAGCCGCUGCCACAGCUUACUGGGAUCAGCACCCCAGAAAAGAAGAUUGCAUUGCUGUUAUCGAUUUUGGUGCAAGUUCUCUUAGCCUCGCUGUUAUUAAUCUGAAUGAUGGAGUAGUGAAAGUUCAAGCAGCCAUUGGUGAUUCAACGAUUGGUGGAAACUUCAUAGACGUGUGCGUGGUGAAUGCUGUUAUCAAAAGGUUUGAAGACAAGCACAAGCAAACUUUCAUAGAGUCUCCUAGAGCUUUUCUGAGGUUAAGGUCGGCCGCAGAGAAGUUGAAACACAACCUGACACUUCUAACCGCAUCUGUACUGCAAAUUGACUCAAUGUCAGACAACAUCGACUUCACCUGUCCCUUUACGAGGAAAGAAAUGGAAGACGCGUGCCGGGACCAGUUUGCAAAUCUCAGUAAUGCAUUGCAUCGAUUGGUCCAGUCCGAUGGUUGGCAAAAUGUUAGAACAGUUGUGUUAGUGGGAGGCUCAACGCGUAUUCCUGCCGUAGAACGGCUGAUUGCUAAAACAUUAGGAAAACCUCUGGAUCACUCGCUUAACAAGGACGAAGCAGUUGCCUGUGGCGCUGCCCUCCGAGCUGCCGAGUUGUGCUGCUCAACGCCACGCGAAGUGGAAGAGGUGUUGUCCAGGUGCGUCUGGUACAAGGAAGGUUCGAAAUCAAAAGAAAUAAUUAAUUUUGGAGUACGCAUUCCUGGAAAUUUCAGUCUACAAACGUCAAAUGAUAUCUGGAAGAUCCUAACGACUACUGGUAUAAAUGUGUAUGAAAAUGUGCCAGUGUGUGUUGGUGAAGGGUAUGAUACCUUCAAACUGAAAAGAAUACGAUCAAAACAGAUAGGUCUGUCCCCGAAAUCAGGUCAAAUUUUAUUUAAGGUCGAUGAAAGCGGAGUUUUUCACAUUGAACUUAUAUCUAAUCAAGACGCAAGAGGAGUACCGACUCUGGGUCUGUCAUCUGACACAAAAGGCAUGCAAGCUUGCAUGAAUCGUCAUAAAAUCUUUCUAGAAGACGAGAGGAAAUUGAAAGAGGAUGAAAAUGCCAUGAACGAUCUUGAAACUUUCUGCAUCGAACAACGGAAAAUGCUUGAAGAUAAGUCCGGCAGUGAUUCUGCUACAUUAAAGUUGUGUGAAUCAAUUCUCUUGUGGCUUGAAAACACACCGAAGGCGACAGCACAAAAUUGUGCCCAGAAAAAAUUUGAAUUGGAGAAAAAUAUUCGUGGUGAAAUUAACGACGUGGCGCAACUACCAGCUCCCAAUGAUGACGAGCUAAGUCAGUGUGGUACACUUGCUUGUACCAACGUCCGACCGAAUGAUCAGCCAUUGGGUCAAAGUAUCACCGAGUUUCUGGAGGUGAAAACAGUUACUCGUUACAGUGCCCCGCAUACCGAGCCUGCUCAUGUUCCUAGACAUAUCCAGGCCCCUUUGUCUAAAUACCCCCGCGAUCAAUCGAAAACAAAAGAUAAACAGUUUAGGGAAAAAAGUAAACCCUCUUCUAUAUAUAGGCAGGGCAGGUGUACUACACUCAACUCAGUUCACCAUCGUAAGGAGAUGAGUGAUGAUGAGAGUGAUACUGACACCUCGCAUAAUAAGAAGAAACUUGGUUUGAGGGACCAUAUCGCUCUUUUUUUCUUCUUGGUGAUGUGGAUACCCCGAUGGCUCCUGAAAAAGCUCCGCAUUUGUGCCUGGGUUAAGACUUUAUUGCAUUUUUUCUUCCGUUUGAUAUCUGGUCCGAUUCGUAUUCUUUUUAACCGUAAAUGAAUUAACUCGAAUUGCCCCAUUUAAUUUCAGUGCUAAAAGGAUCAAAUACCGGCAUCAUUGUCUUCUCCAAAUGCGAGAGAAAAAUGCAUUUCUUACAAUUAUUAUUUCAACUAAUCAUGAGCAGAGUUAAUGCACUUCAUUUUUUCUAUUAUGUAUAAGAUUCCGCGUUCAUGUGUUCUGUUGUUUAUGACGUGAUAAUCCUUUUAGCAAGGAAUCACUGCAGUUUUAGCAGGACAGUAACCUCCAUUUCUGAAGAUUUUUUUCUUGAAUUUCAGUAGGUUGUGGCAAAGAAAUGACCUAAACAAAUGUACAUAGUUAUUAUUAUCUUCAUUUUAACAGUUCAUGUUCAUCGUUAUCUAAUCCAUUUUUUAUUUAUUCCAGCCUUAUAUACAAACCAUGCAAAAUAUUGUGAACUACUGCAGAACGACAAGAUUAACGAUAUAAUUUAUUAGAAUAAGAAAUUUAUUUCAGACGUGUGGGGACUUAAUUAUUGCAGGUAGCUUGUCUUGGCACGACGAAGAUUCAGCUUGUAGAUUUCUGUAAAUUUCUGAAUGUUUAUUUACUUGAGCAUGCUAAUAAAAAUCAUAUUAUUUAAAUUUAGGGUUAAAUUACA
Messenger RNA from Hyalella azteca, 3003 nucleotides. RefSeq names its product heat shock 70 kDa protein IV-like. Gene Ontology annotation, molecular function: ATP binding; ATP-dependent protein folding chaperone. The record is from RefSeq and is a predicted model, not a curated record. NCBI's taxonomy places the organism in Eukaryota, Metazoa, Arthropoda, Malacostraca, Amphipoda, Hyalellidae. Gene Ontology annotation, biological process: protein folding. Gene Ontology annotation, cellular component: nucleus; cytosol. Bases 21 to 2390 code for a protein of 789 amino acids. The transcript has 2 exons.